Messenger RNA from Solea senegalensis (Senegalese sole), 800 nucleotides. Its product is annotated as S-adenosylmethionine mitochondrial carrier protein-like. The record is from RefSeq and is a predicted model, not a curated record. The transcript is spliced from 10 exons. Lineage: Eukaryota; Metazoa; Chordata; Actinopteri; Pleuronectiformes; Soleidae. Gene Ontology annotation, biological process: transmembrane transport. Gene Ontology annotation, cellular component: mitochondrial inner membrane. Bases 127 to 780 code for a protein of 217 amino acids. Gene Ontology annotation, molecular function: S-adenosyl-L-methionine transmembrane transporter activity.
GUCAUGCGGAAGUGUUUGAAGCCAUGAUGGCUGCGUCCUUCACAGGCAUGUCUUCGGCUCAGUGGUGACAGUUGCAGAGUUUUUAAACCAAAAGACUGAGCGUGAGACAGAAGCAGGAGGACAAACAUGGAGAGACGAGAGUUCGUCGCCUCGCUGCUGGCAGGAGGCAGUGCAGGCAUGUGUGUAGACCUGACCCUCUUCCCCCUGGACACCAUUAAGACCAGACUGCAGAGUCAGCAAGGCUUCUAUAAGGCCGGGGGCUUCAGGGGCAUCUAUGCCGGGGUCCCAUCUGCCGCUGUCGGCUCCUUCCCCAACGCUGCUGCUUUCUUUGUCACUUACGAAUGCACAAAGUCCCUGCUCGGCGCGGGCGGAGCACUAUCAGCUCCACGCGUGGCACCCGUCACUCACAUGCUGGCCGCCUCCCUCGGAGAAAUAGUGGCAUGUCUUAUCCGGGUUCCCACAGAAGUGAUCAAACAAAGGACCCAGGCUUCGCCGUCGUCCACCACCUACCACAUCCUGCUGGCAACACUCAGAGAGGAGGGUGUUCGAGGCUUGUACCGAGGAUUUGGGAGCACAAUUCUCAGAGAGAUCCCGUUCUCACUGGUGCAGUUUCCUCUGUGGGAAUAUUUAAAGACUCUGUGCUCGUGGAGGCAAGGUCACACACUCCACUCUUGGCAGGCUGCAGUGUGCGGAGCUUUUGCAGGUGCGGUAGCUGCAUUUGUGACCACUCCUCUUGACGUGGCAAAGACCAGGAUCAUGCUCGCAAAGGUCAAAGACUGAGGAGGACAUUUUGGUGCAUG